UACAUACAUUGGUAACAGUUUGUAAAACAAUAAUGGUUUUCAAUUAAUUUCAUUUUAUCAUCAAUAAUCAAAAGCAAUACAAAGGAACAAACAGACAACACAAUAUAUAUCAUUUUGAACACCUUUAUUCAAUCAUACACCCUAGUUAAUAGGUGUAAUAAAAUAUGGGGCCGAAUGAGCCUGGUCGAUUUGGGGCCGAAUAAGCUUGGGGCCGAAAAAGCCUGAAAUUUCGGACUGGGCCGAAAGAGCUUGGGGCCGAAAGAGCCUGCUACCCAAUAUGGCGGAUACAGCGUACGAAAGCAAAACUAAGUCAAUAAAAAGCAAUUGUUUAUUGUUGUAAUGGUACCAUUCGUAUGAGUUUGUGGUUUAGACAGAUUGGAGACUACAUAAGACUUUGACAGAUGGCGGGAAACCCUCAUGAACUUGAUAGAAGCCGGUAAAUAGAUGGCCGUAAAACAGUGACUUUUGAUUCGUGACGAGUUCUUUCUUGCAUACCGCGUGACCUAUCUUUUUUAUUGCUUGAAUCAAUUCGGCUCGGAAUGCUCUUCGAGAAAAGUUAGAGGAAUGUCUGCGACUAAGCCGAGGGCCACUUGUUAAGGGUUGUUGAUGGCAAAACAGUAUCCUAUAUUCAUGGACGUCUGCAAAAAGGCAUUGUGAAGAGCUGCUAGGUAAACUACCAGCCUGAUCAGUUAAAGUCACGCCAAAACGGCUCAAAAACUAACUCUCUAAUCGCCAGGCCGAGGAGGCGAACUGUGUCAAUGGCUGACCAAGGCAUCAGACGUGAUGAACCAGGAGAGGUCCCUAGACAGUUUCAAAAUGAACAAGCCUCUGCUGAGACUUCUACUUUAAUGAAUGUUCUGGGUUAUGGGCCUCACAUCCGACAGGCUCGUAUAGAAGCAUACAAGGCCUCGGACAGGCAUGAGACUGCAAAGGCGCUUGGUAUUGUAACGUAUAUCACCACGGGUAGCAAGGCUGAGGGUCUGACCAGCUAUCUGGAGAGCGAUAUAGACGUUUUGUUUGUUACAGAAAGUGUCAUCUGUUUAGAAGAUGGUGUUGAUUCAAGUUGCGUUCCUGUGGAGACAACCAUAUUUAGAUCCUGCAGUCGGAUUAGUUACUCCGGACACUGUAGACUGCUACUCGAGAGAUACGGUACACAUAUUUCGUAUUUAGUGUACAAUGCCUUGUGUGAUGAUGGAUUUGGUCGCGGACUAUUAAGAAGCGACUUAUAUGUUAAUCAGUGGUUAAACGUUAAACACCCGGAAGGCAUAGUACAACAUGAGCGUGCUGGACCGUCAACGCCAGAAACAUUUGGUGUUCUUGAAAGCGAUACCGUGCAUGCGCUACAUUUUUACUGCCCCAGCAUCCUAACAAGAUGGGCGGCAAGACAUCGCUACUGGCCAUCAGCUGACGUCGUUAGGGAGGUUGUAUCACUUGGAGCAUUUGUUUCUCCUGUUGGGGUUAAAGGCAGCGAUUACGAACAUGUUGAAUGGAGAAUGUGUUUUAACACCGGGGAAAACGUACUGAUAAAUAAUCUUAACGACACUCAGGUUAAAUUAUAUGUGCUAUUAAAAAUGGUGAAGAAAGAUGUAUUACAACCGCAAAAGAAGGAGGUGACAUCGUUCACGGUUAAAAACAUUGUAUUAUGGAUAGCAGAAAAUAACCCGCACUCAUUGUUUCAUGAAAGAAGUAUGUUUCACUGGCUUCAUGAAGGAUUAUAUGCGCUAAGAGUUGCUCUAGAUACGAAAGAGCUGCCUUAUUACAUGAUCCCAGGGCGAAAUCUGAUGGCAGCCUGCGCUCUGGAUCAUGAGCAGAAACGUUCUUGGAUAGCUACUAUUGAUGAAAUGAUUGCGGAAGGUCCCCGGAUGAUAUUGAGACUACCGAAGAUACGACAAGCCAUAAUUGCUCACCCUGAGCCACUACGAUGGUACAGCGGGAGGAGGAUAGAGAUGGAGAUGCUGGAGCUGAUAUACAUGAACAGACGCGCCCUCGGCAUGGAUGAAGAGACGGAUGUUAUUAUGCAGGCAAUAAACAGUCGUCAGGUGGAGAUUUUGAGGGAGGUUGGGAUGAGGAUGAUUAUGGAAGGGACUCGAGUAAAUGAUAUACGGAAUGUAUGGAAUAGUAUGUUGAUGUAGAACGAUUACACAUAUCAACAGCCAUUUGACUUGCACUUGAAAUUCACAUAUAUAGAUGUAAGGAGGUAUCGUCUGUUGGUAAUUAAUUGUUGGAUAGAGAUGGAGUUGCUGUGGCUGAUAUGCAUGAACAGAAUGGCCCUCGGCAUGGAUAGAGAGACGGAUGUUAUUAUGCAGGCGGUACGCAGACGUCAGAGUGAGAUUGGUAUGGACGUUAUUAUGAAUAUGAUGAUGGAAGGGGGUCGAGUAAAUAAUCAUCGUAAUGUAUGGACAAGUAUGAUGAUGUAAACAAAUACACUUAUCAAAAGCCAUUUGACUUGCAACUGUAACACACGUGUAUAGAUAAGGGGUUGUCGUCUGUUGGUGAUUGUUAUUUAUUGUGUGGAAGAAUACUAUGGAAAUGUAAUCUUUGUUAAGAAAACUGUUCAUAUAAACGUUUGAAAAUUGUUGUAUUAAUCCUAUGAUGCCUAUGAAGCGACGAAAUGAUGAUGAUUUGCUGAUUUAAAACUUUGAUCACAUUUUUCGAUAACAUAAUUGUUAAAUAGGUGCGCUCACGUACAGUCAGAUCCCCAUGUUGAAUGUUAUCAAGGGUCUUAAAAUAUAUCUAUAUAUAUAUUUGUGUUAUGCUUGACAUGCGUCCAUGUACGAGUUGUAACCCAUUCAACAUUAAGUUAAUGUGAAAGCAGGUUUAAUAUUUAUGACGAUAUAAUAGAACAACACGCGAAUACUUCUCCAUUAAGUAUAAAGAUGUGUUUCGUACCUUAUUGAAAGUAUUUUUGGAAACAAUUAUCGAUAGAUCUAUUACAAAACGAUGCACUCUAGGUCCAUGCUAUAUAGUAGCUUGUACGUCAUGACGAUAUUCAUUUUAAGGUUAAAUAGUUGAUUAUAUGUUUUUGUUAUUGAAAAGGCUUGUGUUUUGGAAAAGACUCGUUGAUCAAACGUCCGCAAAUUUAUUUAGUUAAGAUAUUGCUUUAUAUGUCAACCUGUAAUGCUACUGUCGCGAUACGAUUUUAUAUAUGUAACUGCUGAAUUGUAAUAGUUUUGUUCUUGCUGCUGUAACAGUAUGGCUUACACAACUGUUGUCUUUGUAUGUGCCAAAUAUUAAAUAUGAUCAUUUUAUUGUAUAAGAAAAUGUAUUAUUAUAGUGUUCGAUUAAACGGUAUAUGUGGUGCAGAUAUUGCGUCCGCUUGAAAAUCAUUUACGCAAAUUUGCUUUGAAUUUAAUAAUACACUUUGUAUAAUUGUCCUUUUUACUCAUUUUGCUUUGAAAGCAUAAUUGUUUCAGUUUAUGUUUAAAACUGUAUUUAUUUAUUUACAUGUGAAUUUAAUAUUGUUUUAUAUCUUUGUCAUGAAUAUCAUGUUUGAUCUGGAACUGGGGGUCUUAGGUCAGCUUUUAAGAGACGUGCGAACAAAUUGCUACCCAGGACAUGCACGCUUCCUCUAUUGCCACCUGUUGUCAUGCUGUCCGUGUUUGGUAAAUCCGGGAAAAUGGACAAAGUAAGCGAAUAGACAUCAUCUUCGCGAAUAUUCAACAUACGUAUAUGAUGAUACUUUCAUUGAACCUUCAUAUCAAUUGACAUUUGAAGAGCGGGCUUACUAGUAUUUACUUUACGUUUAUUUUGCUUAAAACAUUCUUUAUGUACUUAUUUAUUUUACGUUGUUAUUCAUUUGCCGCAUUAGCCAUCUGUUUUAUGCCUCUUAAAUGUUCUGUCUAUGAUUCCAAAAUGCAGACGUUAAAUCAUGUUUUAUUAUUAUGCUUAAAUUAAUCUAACAUCAACAGCAAUACGUUGUCAAAUAAGACUUUGAAAUUAUCAACUACUAUUUACCUUGAAUAUCUUCGACUGAUGUUUUGGUGGUAUAACAAUAUCAUUAAAAUUACUGUUAAAACCACUUACCAGUGAGGAACGCGAAUAUACAUAAAAGUGAA
This is a messenger RNA of Dreissena polymorpha, 4055 nucleotides long. RefSeq lists its product as uncharacterized. The record is from RefSeq and is a predicted model, not a curated record. The coding region runs from base 759 to 2132 and encodes 457 amino acids. The transcript is spliced from 6 exons. NCBI's taxonomy places the organism in Eukaryota, Metazoa, Mollusca, Bivalvia, Myida, Dreissenidae.